CGGAAGGGACGUGCGGGCCGAGGCAUGGCUCAGACGGCGGCUGAUCGGCCGCCGAAGGAAACCCUGUCGCUCUGGACACGGGAGCAAGCCCGGCUGAAGGCCCGCGUCGUAGACCGGGACACCGAGGCGUGGCAGCGGGACCCCGCCUUCUCGGGCCUGCAGAGGGUCGGGGGCGUUGACGUGUCCUUCGUGAAAGGGGACAGUGCCAGCGCCUGUGCCUCCCUAGUGGUGCUCAGCUACCCUGAGCUCAAGGUGGUGUACGAGGAGAGCCGCAUGGUCAGCCUGACAGCCCCCUACGUGUCAGGCUUCCUGGCCUUCCGAGAGGUGCCCUUCCUGGUGGAUGCCGUGCGGCGGCUGCAGGCGAAGGAGCCGGGCCUCAUGCCCCAGGUCAUUCUCGUGGAUGGAAAUGGGGUGCUCCACCACCGAGGCUUCGGGGUGGCCUGUCACCUUGGCGUCCUUACGGGUCUGCCCUGCAUUGGGGUAGCCAAGAAACUUCUGCACGUGGACGGGCUGAAGAACAACGCCCUGCACAAGGAGAAGAUUCAGCUCCUGCAGGCUGGAGGAGACUCGUUCCCUCUGACGGGAAGCUCUGGGACCGUCCUGGGAAUGGCCCUGAGGAGCCACGACCACAGCACCAAGCCUCUCUAUAUCUCUGUGGGCCACAAGACGGGCCUGCAGACAGCCGUGCGCCUGACCCACCGCUGCUGCAGGUUCCGGAUCCCCGAGCCUGUGCGCCAGGCUGACAUCCGCUCCCGAGAGCACGUCCGCAAGACCCUGGAGCUCCCUGGGCCACCCGCGCUCGGGCGGGAGAGUGUCGUGACCAGGAGGCAGAAAACGCAGGGGCCGAAGACUGGCCCCGAAGGAGGCUCAGAAGAGCCCACCAGUGCGGCCGGACCCCCCGCGCACUGCAGCCAAGGCCCCGGGACAGACCUGGAAGCCCCAAAGCCAGCCUCCCAAGCAGCAGGGCAAGGCUGGCUGCCAAGUGGAGCUGGGCACCGUGAAUGUGCAAAGGCCACUGGCCACCCAACUCCGGCCUCGGGACCGUGACCACCACCAGGGGCUGGUCUCUAGGGACUUUGGGAAACCUCACCCCAUAGCUGCAGGUAGAGCGCCCAGUCCCUGAAGACACACUGCACCGCUCAUGGGGCCGUAGCACACACAGCCCCGCUUGGGGUGGGUUGGAGGCGGCCGUCUCUCCCUGCUCUGGCAUCAGCUGGUGCUCCCUGGUCAGGGUGCCUUAGCAGAGGACAGCCCACGGGCCAGUGCCAGCCCUGCCAGCACAGGAGACUGCCUCCCUGGAGUCCACCAGCCUGGACAGGCACCCGCAGCUGCUGCUCCACCCGCCCCUUCGAACAUACCGGCCUCUGCUUGCUCGUUUCUUUUGUUUUUCGGGGUUCGUUUGUAAACCAGGCCCCAGCGCAGCUAUGCACUGUCCUGGGAGGGAUCCGAGCCGGGGUGGCCGGGCCUCAGUACCUGCCUUCUGUCCGUCCGGCCCCUGACGCCUGUGCCUCCCGUCAUGCAGCUGCGCGGCCUGGGAGGAGGGGAAGGGGAGCGUCAUCUCAGCCAAGGGAGGGGCGAGGGUGGGGGACACACGGGGCAGUCUGCACGUGAGGCAGGGUGCUGUGUCCCCUCUCCCCACUGCUCUGACCCUAAAGCCCCUUUGUAGGGCUGGACUGCAGGGGCGGAGGUGCAGAAGAGGCCCAGCCUCUGUAGCUACCCUCACUUGAUGGUGCAACCUCUAUUCUAGAAAUUUCCGCAGGAAGUGGGCCCACUCCAGGACAAGUGGGGUUGUGGGUGCGGAGCCCAGGGGAGCCCUCCCCAUGGCAGAGCAGGCGAGGGAGGAGGGAGAGGCCUUUUGGGGCUGGCUGGGCGGGCAGGUGCCAUUGGGUGCUGCAGACUCCCUGUCUGCUCCCUGGGGUGAGCAGGUUCCAGCAUGUUCCACAGGUGCCUCCUCAAGGGGACUCUUUGGGCAAGAGGACUGGCCCAGGUCCCAACUCCAGUCGAUGCCGUGCUUUGUCCUCCUGGGCACCUGUGUGCCCCUCCCAUGCAGGCUUCCACUGUCCCCAUCCUGUGACUGAGGACACCCCCUGUGCUUGUCACAGCGGUGGGUGCACAGGGAGCCCCCACCCAGGAGAGCUUUUAGGGACAUGCCUGUGGUCGCCACGGUAUGGAGCUGGGUUUGGGCACGAGGACAGUAGGAAAUGGCCAGGUCAUUUCAGGCUGCUGUCCAUCCGCACCGCAGGCCAGACCCACAGGACCGUUGUGCAGGGUGAGAGCACAAGCGUCGCCCCAGCUUGGUGGCUCAGGCCCUCGUGCCUCCAGGGUCAGCAGCCAAAGGAGGAGCCAUACUGUCAGCCCUGGACACUGGGGCCUUUCUUUGGGGUCUAGCUUUCCUUAAGACCCCUACCCGGUGGACCAAGGGGUCCCUUCACCGUGGAAGGGGGGCUCUGCCCUGCCCCACCCCAAAGCAGUAGCAGCUGGGGCUGGAGGAGAUGGCCCCCAGCCCUGUCUCUCCACUCACAGCAGACAGGAAGGGCCUUGUGACAGUCCCCGUGGGCCAGUGGGGGGGCAUCCCCAGAAAGACUCCCAGGUGAGGCCAGCUGUGUGGGCCACAACUGUCCUGCUUCUGGGUCAAGUUGGAAGGAGGUGUCAGUGACAGAGGCAGAGACCCCAGCCGUGUGCCCAGGGGACUGCCUUCACUCCUGCUUUUGGUCAUUGGCAUCUUCCUUUUCCCUGGGUAGUUGAGCCUGUGAGUGGCUUUUGAGGAGUCCCCCCGCCCCCGACUCUCCAGAUGCCCAGCAGUGACCUGGCCCAGCGUGGGGACAGGAGUGAGGCCCCUGCUGGGGACUCACCUGAGCCCCAGAUUCACAGAGGGUCAGGGCUCCAUCCCCAUCUGCCUACACCCGACCCCCACAAGGGCCUGGCAGAAACUGAUCAGCCACCCCACUGAGUCUUCCAGGAAGGCCUGACUUUGGGGGAGCAGGGUUCCAGGAGGAGGAGGAGGACAACAGCCAGUGUGUCACUCGGGGGUGGCGGUUCUCUGCCUCCUGGGAAGCUUUGUCACUGGCCUGGGGUUUCAUGAACCUCGAAGGGGCCAGAGUUUAAGUUAACGCAGAACCUGCAGUACACGUGGGGUGCAGGCCUGUGCCAUGGGCCCCUCAGCCCUGUCCUACGGCCACACCAAGGGCCUUCCAGCAUGUGAGACAAAGUAGCAAAUGUAAGACCAACGUUUGCGCAUCUCCGCACCGGCGUAAUCUCGCAAGCCCCCGAUGCCGCCACCGCGGCCACGCAGCCUUCCAGGGAGACGCUCUGAAGACCAAACACGGCGGAGCACACGGCCCCCACGUCUUGUGCCUGAAUCACUGUGUUCCUUAAAAGAUAAAUGACCCCAGUCCUCGCCUUGUCCUGCGCAUAA
Lemur catta (Ring-tailed lemur) is the source of this 3415-nucleotide messenger RNA. It is a transcript of the gene ENDOV, whose product is annotated as endonuclease V. Gene Ontology annotation, molecular function: RNA endonuclease activity producing 5'-phosphomonoesters, hydrolytic mechanism; single-stranded RNA binding. The record is from RefSeq and is a predicted model, not a curated record. Gene Ontology annotation, cellular component: nucleolus; cytoplasm. The transcript is spliced from 9 exons. NCBI's taxonomy places the organism in Eukaryota, Metazoa, Chordata, Mammalia, Primates, Lemuridae. Gene Ontology annotation, biological process: DNA repair. Bases 25 to 1047 code for a protein of 340 amino acids.